Molecule: messenger RNA, 2586 nt
Organism: Pocillopora damicornis (cauliflower coral)
Lineage: Eukaryota; Metazoa; Cnidaria; Anthozoa; Scleractinia; Pocilloporidae
Source: RefSeq, a predicted model, not a curated record
CAAAAAGGCGUCAUUUACUCACCCAACUAUCCAGAAAUGUACCCAGAUGGGCAAUACUGCAUGUGGAGGAUCAUGGUGAAAGUAUCUUUUCAAGUGGCCUUAAUGUUUAAACGCUUCAGUCUACAAUCUGAGAACAACACAGACGCUGUUUAUGUGUACGAUGGCAAUGACCAGACAGGGAAGGUAUUAGGAGUGUUCUAUGGGAGUCAGCCCCCCCCCAGGAAUGGAAUUUAUUCUUCGUCAAACAGUCUCCUCGUAAUAUUCAGAUCAGAUAAGAAUGGUUCUUUCUAUGGGUUCCAAGCCUCUUAUAGCGCUGUUCAGUGUUCUGGAGCCCUUGGAAUGGAGAGUGGCGCGAUUUCUGAUGCCCAGAUAACUGCUUCUUCGCGAAUGAACAACAACAGCACACCAAGACAGGCGAGACUGAACUUCAUUGAACAGGGAAUCAAGCAAGGGGGGUGGUCGUCUCAUAAAAAUGAUCGUAACCAAUGGCUUCAGGUGGAUCUUGGCAGUCACACCACUGUGACAGGUGUGGCGACUCAGGGAAGGAACUCAACAAAAUGGCGGCAGUGGAUUGCAACUUUCACGUUACAGUUUAGUUUUGACGGAGUGAUCUUCCAGUCAUACAAAGAGCCAGGGAAAAUGUCAGCAAAAGUACUUCACGCCAAUCAAGACAGUGAUACAGUUGUGUAUAACAAGUUGAUCUCACCAAUCACAGCUCGUUAUAUCAGACUUUUGCCAGUCACGUGGUACAACCAUAUAUCACUCAGAAUGGAGCUUUAUGGGUGUGGAGGUUGUUCCUCACCACUUGGCAUGGAGAGUCAGGUUAUCUCCGAUGCCCAAAUAACCGCCUCCACCGAAUGGAAUAAUUACAAUUCUGCAAAAUUUGCACGGUUAAACUUGGGCGGCUGGGUUGCCAGAGCAGUUGAUUCUAGACAGUGGCUUCAGGUGGAUCUUGGAACUUACUCAAGCAUAACGAGUGUUGCAACUCAAGGAGUGAAUCUACAAGGCUGGCGAAAAUGCUGGACAGCCAGUUACAAUCUCAAAAUCGUUUUGGUCGGUGUUCAAGGCGAAGGUUCGAGAUAUGCCUCAUCAGCAGUUAGCGCUCUUAAAAGACUGGGGGCUAGUGAUCCUGUUCUUGGAAGCUUUCGGUCUUCUUUUGCAUUUGCUGGUUACGCAGGCACAAGACAACCAUCCUGGAUGUCGAAACAAAAGAUACAGCAGUGGAAAGCGAGAUAUAAUGGGCCCAGUCAAAUAACUCUGAAAAUUCCCCUCUCAUCAAGAGACUAUAAAUGUCAAAACCAAACUUUACAGGGACAAAAAGGCGUCAUUCACUCACCUAACUAUCCCGAAAUAUACCCAGAUGGGCAAUACUGCAUGUGGAGGAUCAUGGUGAAAGCAUCUUUUCAGGUGGCCUUAAUGUUUACACGCUUCAGUCUACAAUCUGAGAACAACACGGACGCUGUUUAUGUGUACGAUGGCAAUGACCAGACAGGGAAGGUAUUAGGAGUGUUCUAUGGGGGUCAGCCUCCCCCCAAGAAUGGAAUUUAUUCUUCGUCAAACAGUCUCCUCGUAAUAUUCAGAUCAGAUAAGAAUGGUUCUUUCUAUGGGUUCCAAGCCUCUUAUAGCGCUGUUAAGUGUUCUGGAGCCCUUGGAAUGGAGAGUGGCGCGAUUUCGGAUGCCCAGAUAACUGCUUCUUCGCGAAUGAACAACAACAGCACACCAAGACAGGCGAGACUGAACUUCAUUGAACAGGGAAUCAAGCAAGGGGGGUGGUCGUCUCUUAAAAAUGAUCGUAACCAAUGGCUUCAGGUGGAUCUUGGCAGUCACACCACUGUGACAGGUGUGGCGACUCAGGGAAGGAACUCAACAAAAUGGCGGCAGUGGAUUGCAACUUUCACGUUACAGUUUAGUUUUGACGGAGUGAUCUUCCAGUCAUACAAAGAGCCAGGGAAAAUGUCAGCAAAAGUACUUCACGCCAAUCAAGACAGUGAUGCAGUUGUGUAUAACAAGUUGAUUUCACCAAUCACAGCUCGUUAUAUCAGACUUUUGCCAGUCACGUGGUACAACCAUAUAUCACUCAGAAUGGAGCUUUAUGGGUGUAGAGGUUGUUCCUCACCACUUGGCAUGGAGAGUCAGGUUAUCUCCGAUGCCCAAAUAACCGCCUCCACCGAAUGGAAUAAUUACAAUUCUGCAAAAUUUGCACGGUUAAACUUGGGCGGCUGGGUUGCCAGAGCAGUUGAUCCUAGACAGUGGCUUCAGGUGGAUCUUGGAACUUACUCAAGCGUAACGAGAGUUGCAACUCAAGGAGUGAACUUACGAGGCCGGCGAAAAUGUUGGACAACCAGUUACAAGCUGCAGUACAGCGACGAUGGAAUAACAUUUCAUUUUUACAAAGAACCUGGAGGAACUCUUCCAAAGGUGCUUAGUGGAAAUCAAAACUUCCACUCAGUUGUGUCAAACAAGUUGAGGCAACCAAUUACAGCUCGUUACAUUCGAUUCAAACCUUUACUCUGGAAUUAUCGAAUUGGAAUGCGAACCGAGAUCCAUGGUUGCCUAGGUGUAUGUAACGAUGAUCGCGUGAUAUGA